Molecule: messenger RNA, 1769 nt
Organism: Heterotrigona itama
Lineage: Eukaryota; Metazoa; Arthropoda; Insecta; Hymenoptera; Apidae
Source: the annotation of a GenBank genome assembly
AUGCAGAAACGUAUAGUUUUCGCUCAUGAAAGUAUUUGAUGAUUUUAUGAUUUAGGUGUUUAGUUAGUUUUGUAAUUUAAGAUAUUAUAAUUCAGAUUGAUUUGCAUGUAAAAAAAUCGUUAUAUAAUUGAAUAUUAAAAAUGUUUUCUAAGAAAAUUAAAGCUUAAGAAAGUUUAUACACGCUCCUACUUUUUUCUUUUUUUUUUUUGAUUGAAGAAUUUGAGGAGAAUAGAAUUAAAUUAGACAAAACUGAAUUGAUGGUACUGGAAUUUUAUUUGUGUUUUUAAUAAACAAGAUAUAGUAUUGAUUAUACACAUUAGUAUGCUAUAUUAUUUUUUUUAUGAGUGUUUGAGAAUGUAUUUACAAAAAUAUACACCUGUAAGGAUAACUUACAUUAGUUCGUUGUUAGUAUAGAAAAUGAUUAAAAAAUAAUAAUAAUAAUAUUAUAAGAACAUACUUGACUUUGAGAGACAUUUAAUAAAUGUAUCUAUUAGUGUAUUUUAUUUCAUUAACUGUACUUAUAGUAUUACUGAAUUCGGAUGAAGCCUUCAAAACAUUAUUUUCUUAAUAUUUAUAAAAAUGAAAAAUGUAAAAUUCAAUACAGACUAAUAUUGAAGUUUAGAUUAGUAUGAAAGGAGGAAUAUUUUUAAAAAUGUUUUUAAAAUAUUUUUAAAAAUGUAAUACACAAUUAAAACAUAGAAUAUAUUCACACACAAAUAUUUUAUAAAUAAUAAGUUGUACAAAGCUAUAAGUUAGAAUCUGAAGUCAUAAUUCAGCAUAAUUCGAAUUAACAAAACAUAGCACAUAAAUAAAAUGUAAUUCUUGAGCAUGUAUCCAAGUUUUCAAUUCCAGCAAUUAGCAUAAAAACUUUUGUUUCAAAUUUACCUUUUUCUUCACAAAGAAGAUUCAACAUUAUGUUUCUCGAAAUUUAUCAUUCUUUACUAAGUAUUAUUGUAUAAUAUCCAUCAGUUCAAGAUUUUCAUAUUUUAUCUCAAUCUAACGUGUUUCUUGUUCAAUUUAUAGGUCAAUCCGCGUUGUACGGAAUGAAUAAAAGCCUGAAAAAUAGCGGCCUCUUUCCGUCGACUUUCAAUGUCGCUGCAAAGGCUGACAUCUUUGUCAACGCAACUUGCGGUGAAGACGGACCAGAAACCUUCUGCAAACCUUCUGAAUCGUCGAGAUGCGGAGUUUGCGAUGCUAGGAGCCCAGAUCCUGGCAAAAGGCAUAAUAUUAGCAACAUACUGGACUCGAGCCCUGGAAAGUGGUGGCAGAGUCCAACUCUUGCCAAAGGAGAUCACUACGAGUACGUGACCAUAGUUUUGGAUCUUAAACAGCUGGAGAUACAAAAAGAACCUCUCCUUCAAUCUCGUUAUUACCGCCAACGCACAAACCUAACCUUAAUCCCCGAAGCACCGUUGCCCGUCCCAAAGGUAAAGAAAAAGAAAAGACAAUGCAGCGGGAUACAGCACUCACUGUGUGAUCCCGUGAGAAAAGUACGUUUCGUUAUAUUCAAAGAAGCCGAUUUAUCCUCUUCUUCGUGUCCCCUGUUCAGCAAAAUUCAAAUGGCCUUACAUUACGUCGCCAUUAAAGGGCGCGCGCAGCCAAUAGAGAAGAGGCCUCCCUUCCCGAAAAAUUGUAAAGUCGCCUUUUCCCGCUUCUCGUUAGGCUCGUUUCUCGCAUUGUGCCCGAUCCUUUACCUUUACGAAUUUAUGUCCCCUGCGAUCCCCUGGUGGCGGCGGCGGCGAAGGCGAAAAGAAGAAAAGGGAGGUUAG